Poecilia reticulata (guppy) is the source of this 1288-nucleotide messenger RNA. NCBI's taxonomy places the organism in Eukaryota, Metazoa, Chordata, Actinopteri, Cyprinodontiformes, Poeciliidae. The record is from RefSeq and is a predicted model, not a curated record.
ACCCCCUGGUUAACAGCAGUCCCCGGCAACGCGCAGCCUCCCAGCAGCUCUGAGCGGGUUCACUUCAAGAAACGAUUGCUAUACUUCUGGACUAAAACGGGAUCGGUGAACGCAGGAGUGGAUUUAUUAUUUCAGUUGCGGAAGUUUGGUACAACUUCCCCGCAGACUGGAUCGCAGCCUAACAGACUUUUGCGCCCGUGGCCAUGAAGUAGGAGAAGAGAGCGGAGUCCGGCGAUAGGCCGUUAGCAGGCUGAGUUAGCCUACGUGAAGCUAUUUGUAUGGGCGCUAACUAGCCAAGUGCUAUUUUUGUUAGCAUAACAGAUAGUAAAUAACGACUUUUGGCGUGUCGUUAUGCUCAUGUAUAGAGAAACCUUAGCGUGGUUCAGUGCAGUUGUACGUUUAAUUAAGUUUCGCUGAGUUUUGAGGUCUUUUUUUGAGGAAAGUAUUUAACAAGAAAAAAAAAAAACUACAGCAACUUUAAGACAACGUUUCAAGUGGAGUUUUUUGGUUUAUUUUGGGGGAUGAUGUGUGUACCAAAGUAAUCAGUAUUUUUAAUCGAACAGACAUUGAUGAUUAAACUUGAGUCGAAAACUAUCUGGACUGCACUCCUCCCUUGCUCCUUGACUGGACUACAGUUCGCAUUUCAGCCUCUCUACACCCCGUCGACUGGACCGUUGUCUUCGAUCUUUGGCCCGGCUUCACUAGCUGGCCGCUCGGCACUGGGUGCCCAAUGGAGGAUCAUGACAACAUGGACUAUUUUUACCAGCAGGUACUGCAGAAGGACGUUACACGUAGACUGCAGGUCGGCCAGGACCUCAUAGACUACCUGAACGACCCAGAUCGCUCCCCGGACGUGGAGCAGGACAAGCCUCGGCUUGAUAAGACCAUAGACGAGUUAACGGGAUGGAUCAACUCCAGCAAUUUCAAGGUGGCUUUGUUAGGGAUAGACAUCUGUGGGGCAUUCGUGGACCGCAUGGGAGAGCGCUUCAAAGGACACCUAGGCACAGUCUUGCCAGCUCUGGUGGACCGGCUGGGUGACGGGAAGGAUCAGGUCAGGGAGAACAGCCAAGCUCUCAUCCUUCGCCUCAUGGAGCAGACCACGUCACCCAUGAAUGUGUGGGAAAGGCUGACUCUCGGCUUUAAACACAAAAACUUCCGCAGCCGAGAAGGAAUCUGCCUCUGUCUCAGCGCCACACUCGGCACGUACGGAGCCCAGCCUCUCAGCCUCAGCAAAUUAGUCCCACAUCUCUGCUCUCUGACUGGAGAUCAGAACCCACAGGUGAGAUGA